AUGCAGGUCACGUUUACUCUUGUUGCGGCCCUCGCCGGCAUGGCUUCCGCCGCCGUCGCUGGCGAGAGGGGCAGCUUCGGCUGCGCCACUCACGAGCCCACCCUUGAGCACAUUGAGAUCUCCAAGAAGCUGGCUGAAGAGGAGGCUACCAACGCUACCCUCUUCGGACUGGCUGCCGCUGCCACUAUCACUGUCCCGACCUACUUCCACGUCGUUGCCUCCUCCCAGACCGUGGCCAACGGCUACAUCACCGACAAGAUGCUGUCUGACCAGCUGGCCGUCAUGAACGAGGACUUCGCCCCCCAUGGCAUCUCCUUUAACCUGGUCCAGACCACCCGCACCAUCAACCCCACCUGGGCUCGGGAUGGCGAUGAGUUGGCCAUGAAGCGUUCCCUUCGCAAGGGCGACUAUGGCGCACUCAACCUGUACUUCCUGCGCGAUAUUGGCGGCGCCUUCGGCUACUGCUACUUCCCCACCACCGCUUCCCCCGGUUCCGCCAGCUACAUCCGGGACGGUUGCACCAUCCUCUCCUCCACCGUCCCCGGCGGCAGCUCGACCAACUACAACCUCGGCCGCACUGUCACCCACGAGGUCGGCCACUGGUUCGGUCUCUACCACACCUUCCAGGGCGGUUGCACCGGCAGCGGCGACUCCAUCGCCGAUACCCCCGCUCAGUCCAGCCCCUCCUCCGGGUGCCCUGUUGGCCGUGACUCUUGCCCCAACCAGCCCGGCGUUGACCCCAUCCACAACUACAUGGACUACUCUAUCGACUCUUGCUACGAGGAGUUCACUCCCAACCAGCAGACUCGCAUGUACAGCUUCUUCAACCAAUACCGUGCUUAA
Messenger RNA from Colletotrichum graminicola M1.001, 843 nucleotides. Its product is annotated as metalloprotease. Lineage: Eukaryota; Fungi; Ascomycota; Sordariomycetes; Glomerellales; Glomerellaceae. Gene Ontology annotation, molecular function: metallopeptidase activity. The transcript is spliced from 3 exons. The record is from RefSeq and is a predicted model, not a curated record. The coding region runs from base 1 to 843 and encodes 280 amino acids.